Messenger RNA from Malassezia vespertilionis, 921 nucleotides. RefSeq names its product translation initiation factor eIF3 subunit g (gene TIF35). Bases 1 to 921 code for a protein of 306 amino acids. Gene Ontology annotation, cellular component: cytoplasm; eukaryotic translation initiation factor 3 complex. Gene Ontology annotation, molecular function: translation initiation factor activity; RNA binding. The transcript has 3 exons. The record is from RefSeq and is a predicted model, not a curated record. NCBI's taxonomy places the organism in Eukaryota, Fungi, Basidiomycota, Malasseziomycetes, Malasseziales, Malasseziaceae.
AUGUCAGUAGCGACCGCACAGCCAGUCAAGCCUGUGAAUUGGGCGGACGACGACGCAGAGGAAGGAUCUGCAAGCAAUACCCCACGUAUCGAGACACGCGACGAGGGAAACGGUGUCCACGUUGUUACAGAAUACCGCACGAAUGCUGACGACAAGCCUGUGAAGGUGACACGGCGCAUCAAGCGCACGUUGAUCAGCACGCGUGUGAACCACGACAUGGCCGAGCGCAAAGGUUGGACCAAGUUCGGCUUGGAAAAGAACUCUUCUUCCGGCCCAAAUGCAGGCACUACAUCGAUUGGUGCCAAUGUUCAGAUCAAGCUGAACGCUGGCGGAAAUAAAGAACCCGAGCAGGACCCAACCGAGGCGAUGCGCGAGAAGCUGGCAAACAAGCGUGUGCAAUGUCGUCUGUGCAAGGGCGAUCAUUAUACAGCACGUUGCCCGUACAGGGAUACACUUGAAGCGAUUCCUGGUGCAGGGUCUGAGAACCCUGACGCAGAGAGCGCAGCAGCAGCCGCUAUCGCACAGGUUGGCGGCGAGGUUCCAGCUGCGGCAAAGAUCAAUUCUGUUGCAUCCGCGCUGGGCGGUGGAAAGUACAAGCCCCCAAGCCUGCGUUCUGGCGCGGUGCCAAUGAGCAUGGGCGGUCCCACACAGCGCGACGAUUCCUCGACUCUUCGUGUAACGAACUUGAGCGAUGAUGUGGAAGAGGAAGACUUGCGCGACCUCUUUCGUCGUUACGGGCGUGUCACACGUAUUUACCUUGGUCGUGAUCGUGAGACUGGCGCAUGCAAAGGGUUUGCGUAUGUCAACUUUGAAGACCGCGCGUCUGCUGAUCUUGCGCGGCAAAAACUGGACGGAUUCCCGUACAGCAAUCUCAUCCUCAGUUGCCAGUGGUCGCAACCGCGUGCGGAUCGCCCGACCUGA